Lactuca saligna is the source of this 1947-nucleotide messenger RNA. NCBI's taxonomy places the organism in Eukaryota, Viridiplantae, Streptophyta, Magnoliopsida, Asterales, Asteraceae. The record is from the annotation of a GenBank genome assembly.
ACAUAAUCUUCCAUUGUGAAAUCCAAGUGACUGACUGUAAUGGACGUCAGAGGAAACAGCACACCGGCGAUCGGCAUCGACCUCGGAACCACUUACUCAUGUGUCGCCGUUUGGAAGCAUGAUCACAUCGAAAUCAUUCCCAAUGAUCAAGGCAACCGAAUCACACCAUCAUGUGUUGCUUUUGUUGAUGGAGAACGUCUCAUCGGCGAUGGCGCCAAGAAUCAAGUGGCGAUGAACCCUGCUAACACCAUUUUUGAUGCUAAGAGGUUGAUUGGGAGGAGAUUCAGUGAUUCCAAAGUUCAGGAUGACAUCAAGUUGUGGCCUUUUAAGGUCAUACAAGGGUCAGCCGAUACACCAAAGAUUGUUGUCUCCUACAAAGGUGAAGAGAAAGAGUUUUUGGCGGAAGAAAUUUCAUCUAUGAUUCUUGGGAAGAUGCAAGAAACAGCUGAAUCAUACCUCGGAAAACCCGUUAAAAAUGCUGUCGUAACUGUCCCUGCUUAUUUUAAUGAUUCACAACAUCAAGCAACAAAAGAUGCUGGAGCCAUUGCUGGACUUAAUGUCAUUCGCAUGAUCAACGAGCCUACAGCAGCAGCAAUUGCUUAUGGUCUUGACAAUAAGUCUGAUAUCACUCGCAAGAUCAAUGUGCUUGUCUUUGAUCUGGGUGGUGGCACUUUUGAUGUCUCUAUAUUGACAAUUACUGAAGGGGGAACCAUUGAAGUGAAAGCUGUUGGUGGUGACACUCAUUUGGGAGGUGAGGAUUUUGACAACCGCAUGGUGGAUCAUUGUGCUCAAGAAUUCAAAAGGAGAUGGAAUAAAGACUUGACAGGGAACAAAAAAGCAUUAGGGAGACUGAGAUGUGCUUGUGAGAAAGCAAAAAGGAUUCUUUCAUGCAAUACUCAGACUUCAAUCGACGUAGAUUGCUUGCAUGAGGGAAUUGAUUUCUCUAUGAAAUUCACCAGAGCUAAAUUUGAAGAGUUGAACAUGCUUUUCUUCAAUAAGUGCAUCGAGACUCUUGAGGCAUGUUUAAACGAUGCAAAGAUGCCAAAAUCGUGUGUUAACGAGGUGAUUCUUGUGGGUGGCUCAACUAGAAUACCAAAGGUCCAGUGUAUGUUGCAAGAUUUUUUCGAUAAGAAGAAGCUACACAAGAGCUUAAACCCUGAUGAGGCAGUUGCAUAUGGUGCAGCUGUUUUGGCGGGAAAGUUAAGUGGUAACAAUCAUGAGAGCUGUCGAAAUUUGUUGUUAAUGGACGUCGCUCCUUUGUCAGUUGGUCAAGAAAUUAAAGAAGGAGUAUUUAGUGUUGUGAUUCCACGAAACACUCCAAUACCCACGAAGAAAUCCCAAAUCUAUAUUACAACUGAGGAUAAUCAAUCUUCUGCACUUAUCAAGGUGUAUCAAGGUGAAAGAGCAAGAACUACUGAUAACCAUUUGAUGGCGAAGUACACAAUCUCUCUACCACAGGCUCCAAGAGGAGUUACCCGAUUCAGGGACUACUUUGAAAUAGAUGUGAAUGGCAUCCUCACAGUCACAUCGGAGAUAAUUUCAACUGGUGAGAUACAGAAACUCACAAUUCCCACCAAAAUUGGAAGUCUCACAGAGGAACAGAUCGAGGAGAUGAUAAAAGAUGCGGAGAAGUACAAACAGGAGGAUCAAGAAUACAAGAAGAAAGCCGAUGCAUUGAAUGCAUUAGAGGAUUGCGUAUACAACAUGAAGAAGAAGAUAAAAAAUAUGGCGCAUGGUAAAAGCUUGAGGGAAAUGGAAAACGCCAUUACUGAUAUAACCAAGUUGUUGGAGCAGAAACAAGCUGUAUCUAUUGAUGAGAUUCAGCGCAUGAAGAAACAUCUGGAGUCUUUAUCAAAACACAAUGACAUGGGUAGCACAUGGAGAAAAUUACACUAUACCAGGAAUUUUUUCAAAAAGUUUCUAACAACCCAAAAAAUUAGCCCGUAG